GGACACGCACUAGACUAGAAUAGUGGGGUUGACACAACCGUCUCAGAUUAGACCGGAGUUUGCUUUUCAAUUAAUUUAUUUGGAAUUCUGCAGUGAAAGCGCCUGCGCCAGCUAACUGUACGUGACGUCAAAACCAACAUGGCGGUCAAGGUGCAAUCCACCAAACGGGCAGACCCGAGCGAAUUGAAGGUUAUCUUUCAGAAGCAUGCCAGUGUGGUGGAUGCAGAUGGCGAGAAGUUGAUGACCCCGGGGGACUUUGUGCAGAAAUACCUGGGCCUGCACACAGAUCCAUCCAACCCCAAAACUGUCCAGCUCAUCGCAGGUGUAGCUGAUACCACCAAGGACGGGCUGAUCUCGUUCCAGGAGUUCUUAGCAUUUGAGUCAGUGCUGUGUGUUCCGGAUGCCCUCUUCAUCGUAGCCUUCCAGCUGUUUGACAAGACUGGCACUGGAGACAUCUCUUUUGAGAAUGUGCGGGACAUCUUCAGCCAGACCACAGUGCACCACCACAUCCCCUUUAACUGGGACUGUGAGUUCAUCCGCCUGCACUUUGGACACGAUCGCAAAAAACGCCUUAGCUACCUCGAGUUCACCCAGUUCCUACAGGAGUUACAGUUGGAACAUGCGCGCCAGGCCUUUGCCCAGAAGGACAAGAACAAAAGCGGCACAAUCUCUGCCAUGGACUUUAGUGACAUCAUGGCCACCAUCCGACACCACGUGCUCACACCGUUCGUGGAGGAAAACCUGGUUUCGGCUGCGGGGGGCAGCACCUCUCACAUGGUCAGCUUCUCCUACUUCAACGCAUUUAACUCUCUCCUAAACAACAUGGAGCUGAUCCGCAAGAUCUACAGCACACUGGCCGGUAGUCGCAAGGAUACACUGGUUACUAAAGAGGAGUUUAUCUUUGCUGCUAACAAGUUUGGCCAGAUCUCUCCCAUGGAGAUUGACAUCCUGUACCAGUUAUCAGGCCUUCACUCCCACUCUGGACGUCUGAACGUUUCUGACAUUGAGAGGAUUGCCCCACUGGAGGAGGGAGCGCUGCCCUAUCACCUGGCUGAGAUACAGAAACAGCAGAGCCAGGGUGAUGGUUCCAGGUCAGUGUUGCUGCAGGUUGCAGAGUCAGCCUACCGUUUCAGCUUGGGCUCAAUUGCUGGAGCUACGGGAGCCACGGCGGUGUAUCCUAUAGACCUGGUUAAGACCAGGAUGCAGAACCAGAGGAGUACAGGCUCGUUCGUAGGAGAACUGAUGUACAAGAACAGCUUUGACUGUGCCAAGAAGGUGCUGCGCUAUGAAGGCUUCUUCGGCUUCUACAGAGGUCUUCUUCCCCAGCUCAUAGGUGUGGCUCCAGAGAAGGCCAUCAAACUCACAGUGAAUGACUUUGUGAGAGAUAAGUUCACCGGUAAAGGCGACACCAUUCCCUUUGCUGCGGAGGUGCUGGCUGGAGCCUGUGCAGGGGGUUCCCAGGUGGUCUUUACUAACCCGCUGGAGAUAGUCAAGAUCAGAUUGCAGGUGGCAGGAGAGAUCACCACAGGACCUAGAAUCAGCGCCCUCAGUGUCAUCCGAGACCUCGGCUUGUUCGGCCUCUACAAGGGUGCUAAAGCGUGUUUCUUGAGAGACAUCCCUUUCUCAGCCAUCUUCUUCCCAGUGUACGCCCACACCAAGGCUCAGUUCGCCGACGAACAGGGAAGACUGGGCGCAUUACAGCUGUUAGCUGCUGGAGCCAUCGGCGGUAUCCCUGCUGCCUCCCUGGUGACGCCUGCUGAUGUCAUCAAGACGCGCCUGCAGGUAGCAGCGAGGGCGGGACAGACCACCUACACUGGAGUCACGGACUGCUUCAGGAAAAUCAUGCAUGAGGAGGGAUUCAGAGCACUGUGGAAGGGAGCUGGAGCUCGUAUGUGUCGAUCCUCUCCUCAGUUUGGGGUGACUCUGGUGACCUAUGAGCUUCUACAGCGGUGGUUAAAUGUGGACUUCGGAGGGCAUCGUCCGUCAGGGUCUGAGCCUACUCCUAAGUCUCGUAUCUCGGAGCUUCCUCCGGUCAGUGCUGACCACGUGGGCGGUUACCGUCUGGCUACGGCCACCUUCGCUGGCGUGGAGAACAAGUUUGGCCUCCACCUGCCCAAGUUCAAGUCCUCUGGAGUGGUCUCCAUUCACCACGAUACCCCUUCUGCCUCCACUCAAGAGGAGGCUGCUGCCCCCUAAAGACUGGGCCUUUAACUACCUGCCUACUCCACUAGGGAAUAUACACUUAGACACACACUCCCAGGGGCCAUGCAAAAUAAAUACAUACUAAUACACACACACUGUUUGUAGGGCCAUUUGACCAGAAAUACACACACACUCCCAGGGUCCAUGUAACCAGACAUACACACAGCUCCCCACUCUUCCCAGGGACUAAUUCAGUGCUCUCUCUCCCUGGUCCUGGAGAGCUGACUGUAGGUCAGUAGUUAAAGCUCAGUCAGUAACCUGAACACUGCACUGUGUUGUACUGUGUUGUAUCUCCAGUGGCUGCAUGCUCCUCUUCUCUCAUCCCUCUUUUCAUCUGAAACGUGUAUUUGAAAAGGAGCCUCGUCUCCCCCCCACACUCCGGUGCACACACACACACACACAUUCCGGUUGCUCACCCCCCCCCACACACACAUUCCGGUUGCUCGCCCCCCCUCCCACACACACACACACGCACAUUCCGGUUGCUCGCCUCUCCCCCACGCUGCGCUCUCACUCUCUGGGGGCUCCUCUCUUCUCAAUAAUAACUGAUUUAGAUUUUCUAGGAUUUCUUUCGGAUGCACAUUGUGUGUAAGGCUACUUUGAUUGGACAGUGUGUAGGGGAUAUUUGAUUGGACAGCGUGUGUAAGGCUUUACUCUGAUUGGGCCUUGCACAGGGAAGUUACUGUACAUAUUGUAGAUCUGCUGUACAGAGAUGUGACACUGCUGGAAAGGAAUUGUUACUGUAAGGUUGGGCAAUGUUAUGGUAACAUUAGAGCAACACCAUGAGGAUAAUGAGAGAAACAUUUUGGUUACCGAAAUGUUGCAGUAAUGUUAGAAAGCAACGUGACUAACGUCGGAGUGACGUUACUGUUAUGUUAGAAUGACGUUGGGACUCUGUCUCUUGAGAAUCACAGAUGUACAGACCUUUUCAACAUAAGUGUUUAUUGAGGAGAAUCAUGAGCAAAUGAUUAGAUAACUUAAAUCCAUUUCAAUUCAUUGUGUAUUUUAUUGAAAUAAAUCAAGCAUAUGUAUGGUUUUCAUUCUA
Oncorhynchus gorbuscha (pink salmon) is the source of this 3247-nucleotide messenger RNA. It is a transcript of the gene slc25a12, whose product is annotated as solute carrier family 25 member 12. Gene Ontology annotation, molecular function: L-aspartate transmembrane transporter activity; L-glutamate transmembrane transporter activity; calcium ion binding. Gene Ontology annotation, biological process: malate-aspartate shuttle; L-glutamate transmembrane transport; aspartate transmembrane transport. The record is from RefSeq and is a predicted model, not a curated record. NCBI's taxonomy places the organism in Eukaryota, Metazoa, Chordata, Actinopteri, Salmoniformes, Salmonidae.